AUGGGGAAAAAGAAAUUCAUCGACAAGAAAAAAUCCGCAACCUUCCAAUUAUUCGCGCGCGACUCCUCCGAUCCCAACUCCGACGGUACUGACCGAGUUUUCGUGCGAGUCGACAAUAAUUCCUACUCAGUAGGCAGCUUCUUGCCCGACAGCAAAAUCUCCGGCAACAGCCACUUUGAUGACGAUCCUAAUUCGAUUUUCGCUGACGCGCCGGAUGAUAUGGAAGAUGGUGACAAUGGCAGUUUUGGUAAUUCUGCGAACUUUGGAGGGGGAUUUUUUAGUGAAACAUCCUCAGGGCCUUUGCCGGAGGAUGUCAGGAGAGAGAUUGUGGAAUUAGGGUUUCCUGAUGAUGGUUAUAAUUAUUUACUUCACAUGAGAGAGAUUAAAAGUGCCGUUAAUGGCUCGGGUUUUUUUCAAAAUCCUAAAGCCAAGCUUGAUCAGCUUCCUCAUGAUGUCAAGGCUUAUGACGCAUCGAGAGUAAAAGUGUCGGAAUUGAAAAGUGAAGAUAGAAAUGAUAAGUCAAUUUAUAAUGUAGUGUCGAAGAGUGUUGGCGUUAGAGUUCAGAAAGCAGUUGAUCCUGAAGUAGCUGCAUUGCUGGAUGACAGUGAUUUGUCGCGGUUUGGUUCUGAUGUUGAGGACUUGGAGGAGGAUUUUGUUGUUCGUGCGAAUCUUCAUGAGGGAGGGGAGGAUUUGGAUGCUGAUGAUUUGGUUGAGGGAUCAGAGGUGAUUAAUGAAGGUAUUGGUGGAUAUGUUAAUUACGGUCUUGUUCGAGAAAAUGUAGCGGAUCGCAGUGGUGUAGAGAAAGCAAUAAAUGCUCCUGCGGAGGCAAGAGGUGAUUUUGGAGAUGAGAUGCAGCGAGUUCGUCGUCCUUUGGAUGAACAAUUUGAUUUGCUUGAACGUCAAGAAUAUGGCACUGAUGAUGAAGAUGAUGAAUAUGAUGGUUACAUAGCUAAAGAAGAUGAAUUUCUUGCUGACAAGCUUAAACAUGUCCUUAAUGAUCGUGCAGUGGAUAACCUGGAACUUGAUGACAAAUAUGAGGUUCCUGCAGAUUUAUUGCACGACAAUGAUAGACCAAAAAAUAAAGAACUAUUAGACUCAGCAGCUGAUGUCAUUCGCCUCUGUAGAGAAUACGGGAAGAAGUAUGAAAAUGAGGAUGAAGAUAAAGAGGUUAUUAUUGAAGAGGAAAGUAGUGAUGAGUCGGAAAAGUGGGAUUGUGAGACUAUUGUCUCCACAUAUUCAAAUCUCGAUAACCACCCUGCUAAAAUUGGAGCUCCAGAAACUGCUAGAAAGAAGAUGUUAGCCAAAGCUGUUGUUGGGGCUUUAAAUGCUUCCAGUCAUGUGAUAGCCCUUGGAGGAAAAGAAAAGCUUCCUGUAGACUUUUUGCCUCAUAGUAGAAAACCUGCUACAGAAAAGGUCAAGGCCAUGCCAAGCUUGCAAAUGGAGCAGCAAAAGAGGAAGCAACACGGCCAGGAGUCUAAGGAGGAGAAGAAAGAACGGAAGGCUGCUGUAAAGGAGGAAAGGCGUGAAGCUCGACGCAUGAAAAAGGAGAUGAAGGAGCUCUACCGGUGUGAAGCACAGCGUGCUCAGAAAAAUGCUGCUGUAGCAGGCCCAUCUUCCAUUCAUCUUGCAUAA
Molecule: messenger RNA, 1632 nt
Organism: Dovyalis caffra
Lineage: Eukaryota; Viridiplantae; Streptophyta; Magnoliopsida; Malpighiales; Salicaceae
Source: the annotation of a GenBank genome assembly